This is a messenger RNA of Puma concolor (puma), 5103 nucleotides long. It is a transcript of the gene PARP4, whose product is annotated as poly(ADP-ribose) polymerase family member 4. Gene Ontology annotation, molecular function: NAD+ poly-ADP-ribosyltransferase activity. Lineage: Eukaryota; Metazoa; Chordata; Mammalia; Carnivora; Felidae. Gene Ontology annotation, cellular component: cytoplasm. The record is from RefSeq and is a predicted model, not a curated record.
AUGACUGUGGGGAUCUUUGCAAAUUGUACCUUCUGUUUGAAAGUCAAGCACUUACCUCGUCAACAGAAGAAAAAGCUACAAAAUGACAUUAAGGAGAAUGGUGGAAAAUUUUCCUUUUUAUUAAAUCCUCAGUGCACACAUAUAAUCUUAGAUAAUGCUGAUGUUCUGAGCCAGUAUCAACUGAACUCUAUCCGAAAGAACCAUAUCCAUAUAACAAACCCAGAUUUUAUAUGGGAAUCUAUCAAAGAAAGGAGACUCUUGGACGUAACGAAUUAUGAUCCUAAUAAGUCACCAGACAUCACACCACCUCCUUGUCAAAAGGCAAGCAGUUCUGAAAUGACAACAGAUGAUCUGUCCCAGGACAACUCCACUGAGAAGGAAAACGUUGUGGAACUCACAGAGUCUUAUACAGAGAAUGCUGAAAUUCCUCAUUUUCCACAAGAUUUCGAAGUUGCAAAAUAUAACACCUUGGAAAAAGUUGGGGCGGAGGGUGGUAAGGCAGUAGCGGUGGUGGAACUGCAGUGCUCCCGGGAGGAGCCCAGGGACGCCGCCUUCCUGAUAUCCGCACACUUCCUCUCGGCCACCGGCGUCAAGACUAGAAGACACUUCUCUGUAAAGAAAACCUCUGCAGAUGCAAGUGAGCACUAUGAAAGUUACAUUGAAGAACUGAAGAAACAAGGAUUUCUGCUAAGGGAAUAUUUUACACCCGAAGCAACCCAGUUGGCAUCUGAAAAACUGCAGGCGUUGCUUUUGGAGGAGGUAAUGAAUUCAAGCACUCUGAGCAAAGAGGUGAGCGAUUUGGUGGAGAUGGUCUGGGCGGAAGCUCUCGGCCACCUGGAGCACACACUUCUCCAGCCUGCGAACAGGAUUAGUCUCAAUGACGUGAGCAAGGCGGAGGGAGUUCUCCUUCUAGUAAAGGCAGCCCUGAAAAAUGGAGAAACAGAAGAACAAUUGCAAAAUAUGAUGACCGAGUUCUACAGAUUAAUACCUCACAGAGGCACAGCAACUGAAGAAGUGAACCUGAGACUAUUAGCUAAGAAAGAGGACCUCUGCCAGCUAAUAAGAGACAUGGUUAAUGUCUGUGAAACUAAUCUGUCCAGACCCAACCCGCCUUCUCUUGCCAAAUACCGAGCUUUGAGAUGCAAAAUUGAGCAUGUUGAACAGAACACUGAAGAAUUUUUCAGAGUUAGAAAAGAGGUUUUACAGAAUAAUCACAGUACAGGUCCAGUAGACAUCUUGCAGAUAUUUAGAGUUGGCAGAGUGAAUGAAGCCACAGAGUUUUUGAGCCAGCUUGGCAAUGUGAAGUCCUUACUGCAUGGAUCUCCCGUACAAAGCUUUGUAGGGAUCCUGUCCCGUGGGUUGCUUUUACCCAAAGUAGUUGAAGAUCGUGGCACAAAGAGAACAGACACUGGAAAUCUUGGGAGUGGGGUAUAUUUCAGCGAUUCACUCAGUACGGGUAUUAAGUACUCCCACCCGGGAGAGACCGAUGGCACCAGGCUCCUGGCUGUCUGUGACGUAGCCCUUGGAAAGUGUGCAGACUUACACAGAAAAGACUUCUCCUUGUCGGAAGCACCACCAGGUUAUGACAGUGUCCAUGGGGUUCGAGCAACAGCCACUGUCACCACGGACUUCGAGGAUGAUGAAUUUGUUGUGUAUAAAACCAAUCAGAUUAAAUUGAAAUAUAUCAUUAAAUUUUGCCUACCCGGAGAUGAAAUAAAGGACUUUCAUCCUUGUAAUACUACUGAAUUAGAAGAAUCCAGACCUGAGUUUUCAAAUUUUUCAAAGGUUGAAGAUUAUCAGUUACAAGAUGCCAGACCUUUCGGCAACAUCAAGUCUGGCCUUCAGGAUUUCUCUGGCAAUUCAGUUCCUCUUGAGGAGGUUCACAUCAAAGGAAGAAUAAUAGACUUUGUAGCCCAGGUCAUUGUUUUUCAGACAUAUACAAAUCAAAGUUCUGUGCCCAUUGAGGCAAAAUAUAUUUUUCCCUUGGAUGAUAAGGCAGCUGUCUGUGGUUUUGAAGCAUUCAUCAAUGGGAAACACAUAGUGGGAGAGGUUAAAGAGAAGGAAGCAGCCCGCCGUGAAUACCGAGAAGCCAUCAGUCAAGGCCAUGGCGCUUACUUGAUGGACCAGGAUGCACCCGAUGUUUUUACUGUUAGUGUUGGAAAUCUACCCCCUAAGGCUAAGGUCCUGAUCAAAAUUACCUACAUCAUGGAACUCAGCAUCCAAGGCACCAGGGCCGUCUUCUUCAUGCCCGCCACCGUAGCACCCUGGCAACAGGACAGAGCUUUGAAUGAAAACAGUCAGGAUACAGUAGAGAAGAUUUAUGUAAAGGAAAUAGGAACAAAGCAAAGCUUCUCUUUGUGUAUGUCCAUUGAGAUGCCAUAUGUGAUUGAAUUCAUUUCUAGUGAUACACAUGAACUGAGACAAAAGAAUACAGACUGCAAAGCUGUAAUUAGCACCAUGGACGGUAGCUCCUUAGACAGCAAUGGAUUCUCCCUUCAUGUCGGUUUAUCUGAUGCACAUCUCCCAAGAAUGUGGGUCGAAAAACAUCCAGAAAAAGAAAGUGAGGCCUGCAUGCUUGUUUUUCAACCAGACCUCGAUAUCGCACUCCCUGACCUAGCUGAGAACAAUGAAGUGAUUAUCUGUCUUGACUGCUCCGCUUCCAUGGAGGGUGCGACAUUCUUGCAAGCCAAGCAAAUUGCCUUAUAUGCACUGUCCUUGGUGGGAAAGAAGCAAAAGAUAAACAUUGUCAAGUUUGGCACAGGUUACAAGGAAUUAUUUUCAUAUCCUAAGUACAUCACAAGCAACAAUGUGCCAACAGAGUUCAUUAUGUCUGCUACACCUACCAUGGGAAAUACAGACUUCUGGAAAACACUCCGGUAUUUAAAUUUACUGUACCCUUCUCAAGGGUUACGGAACAUUCUCCUUAUAUCUGAUGGGCACCUCCAGAAUGAGAGUCUGACAUUGCAGCUUGUGAAAAGAAAUGUCCAACACACCAGGCUGUUCUCCUGUGGUAUUGGUUCUACAGCAAAUCGUCAUAUCUUAAGGACUUUGUCCCAGUACGGUGCUGGAGUAUUUGAGUAUUUUAACUCAAAAUCCAAACACAGUUGGAAAAAACAGAUAGAAGACCAGAUGACCCGGUUGCAUUCUCCAAGUUGUCACUCUGUCUCCGUCAAGUGGCAGCAGCUAAGUGCAGAUGCACCUGAACCCCUGCAGGCCCCAGCCCAGGUGCAGUCCUUGUUCCUCAACCAUCGACUCCUUGUCUACGGAUUUAUUCCUCAUUGCACACAGGCAACUCUGUGUGCAUUAAUUCAAGAGAAAGAAUUUUCUACAAUGGUAUCAACUACUGAACUUCAGAAGACAACUGGAACUAUGAUACACAAGCUGACAGCGCGAGCUCUGAUCCGAGAUUAUGAAGAUGGCAUUCUCCAUGAAAAUGAAACGAAUCAUGAGAUGAAGAAGCAAAUGUUAAAAUCUCUGAUUAUUAAACUCAGUAAAGAAAACUCUCUCAUAACACAAUUUACAAGCUUUGUGGCAGUUGAGAAAAGGGAUGGUAAGGAGGCACCUUCUCCUAAUAUUCCAAAUAUUAUGGAACUUAUUGCCAAAGAGGAUGUAGAUUUCCUGCCAUACAUGAGCUGGCAGGAGGAGCAACCAGAUGCCAGUGUGGUACAGCCUCUUUCAGCAUUCUCUACACGGAAUGAAGAGCUGCGACAUCAUUUGACUAACAGAAAACUUGGAUCACCUAAGCUGGAAGAUUUUGAAGAUUUUGAAAAGGGUUGCUUCAGUUCCCCACUAUCAGAAAAAUCUUUAACACUCAAUUUCGCAUGUGAAGAUGUGGAAAUGCCAUCGGAUAUAAGUCAGAUGGAUUCAUUUAAGCAAACAGGAACUGAACCAUUAUAUAGAAGUGACCCUUUCCUAAAAGAGGGUGCUUGCAGUAUUUCUGCUGCCCAUAGGUUAGCCUGUUUGGAAGUUGAGCCCGUAAUUGGUUCUCGUUUCCACUGUCCUUCCCACUUACAUCGUUCAAAGGUUUGUCUUGCUUCCCCUGCUAGUUCUGAACAGUCUGGUCCAUCUGAGAAUGACCAAGACCUUCAAACUGACAGUUGUAGUGAUUCUUCCCUUGAGUCAUCUACCGCUUUCAGACUGUCUCUCCUGCCUUUGAGCUCCUUUGCUUGUGUUCCUUAUUCAGGUGACUCAUGUAACUUUGGACAGGUUGAUCUACCUGACAGUUAUCAAGGUCAUAAGACUGACAAUUGUGCUAGCAAUUCUCUUGAGUUGGACUCUCCCCCACAGCCGAAUACUUUUUUCUCUCCUCCUAGAGUUCCUUCCUCUGGUCCAUCCAGAGAGUUUGACUUUCAUUACCCUUCUGGUUCUCCUCUUUAUUUUCAAAAUUCCUCAGUUCAUUCGAGCACCGCUUACAAGCCACAGAUAGAUCUGUUUGCUAACACAGAAUUGGAGGCUUCUUCAGCAAAUGUUUGUGCCAUAAUUUCAUCAUCUACUUCAAGUAAUGGGCAUUUUUCUGAAACAAAAAAUGUUGAAACACCAAGAUUUCAGAAACGUCGUUUGGCAAAAUCUGUUCUAACAGGAAGUGCCUUUACUGCAAGCUUUCAGGCACAAAAGGAUGAACAAAGCUGGAUGAAUUUUGUGCCUUGGACCAAACUCUUCAGUCUACAAACUGAGGAUGGCUUCUGGAAACUUACAUCAGAACUGGGAUUUAUUUUAAACCUUAAUACAAAUAUUUUAAACAGCUUUCUUGAACAAAAAGGCAUUAGAUCUCUAGGUAUAAAAGGAAGCGAGCGUCUCCUGGACCUGAUCGCCACAUUUCUAGUACUGCAGUUUCUUCGUACCAAGUUGGAACAAAAGGGAAUAGUCUUCAAAUCACUGAUGAAGUUGGAUGAUGCUUCCAUUUCCAGAAAUAUUCCCUGGGCUUUUGAAGAAAUAAAGAAAGCAAGUGAGUGGGUAAGAAGAACCGAAGGGCAAUAUCCAUCUAUCUGCCAACGGCUUGAAUUGGGUCAAGACUGGGACUCUGCAACUAAGCAGCUAUUGGGGAUCCAAACCAUAGACACCACUUCUCCUCUUCACAGAGUUCUUAAUUACAAUCAAGGCUGA